Lucilia cuprina (Australian sheep blowfly) is the source of this 2025-nucleotide messenger RNA. RefSeq names its product putative mediator of RNA polymerase II transcription subunit 26. The record is from RefSeq and is a predicted model, not a curated record. The transcript has 4 exons. Lineage: Eukaryota; Metazoa; Arthropoda; Insecta; Diptera; Calliphoridae. The coding region runs from base 239 to 1474 and encodes 411 amino acids. Gene Ontology annotation, molecular function: chitin binding. Gene Ontology annotation, cellular component: extracellular region.
GUAAAGGUUUUAAAUGUUAAAAGAUUUACAAUUUUAAAGAAAAUUUUUAAAAAUUUUUUUAAAUUUUAUACGAAAACAGUGAUAAAGAGUGACUAAAUAGCAAAAAAAAAAUCGAAAGUUUUAAAAUAAACUUUUUUACUAAUUGGUUUUGAUACCAAGAACAAAUUAAGGAUUAUUUUUGUUGCAGCAACAAUUAAGGAUUGUUUUGGAUACAUUUACAAGAAAAAUAAUUAAAAAAAUGCAUUUCAAUUAUUUCCUACUAGUCUCCUUGGCAUGUUUUAUAGGCUACAGUCAGACGGCCGAUACUACAAGCGUCACAGCCUCAGCUACAACAGCCAAGCCACAAGGCUUUCAAUCACGUUCCAUAGUUGCCGCCGAUGAAGAUGAUGCUGGCGAUGAUGUUUUCGAAACUCAAGCACAAACACAUUUAGCCUACAGACAACAGCAGCAACAUUACCUACAGCAACAACAACAGCAACAUCACCAGCAGCAACAACAACAACAACCGCUCUAUGAUUAUAGUCAGUCGGAGGAGGAUCAAGAGGAACCCCCUCGGCAACAGUAUCAAACACGUAAACAACAACAGCAGCAACAACAAAACUAUCAGAGUGCAAGAGCAAAUUCUAAACAAAAACAGUCAAGCGAAGAAGAGACUGAGGAGGAGGAAGAGGAACCCGAUAGACUAUCAUUGUUGUUGGCUCAAUCGAAAUUUGCCUGCAAUGGCAAAACUACUGGUUACUAUGCUGACGACACACUCAACUGCGAAGUCUUCCAUUAUUGUCAGGAAAAUCAACGUCACUCUUGGAUCUGUCCCGAAGGUUUCACCUUCCAUCAAAUUCAUUUGAUUUGUAUGCCACCCUCAAAUGAUAACAUUUGCCAACAGUCAUCCAAAUAUCAUAUUGUCAAUGAAUAUUUGUACAAACCUGUCAAUUUGCAAGAACAUCAAAGUAAACCCAAUGUAACAUUGCGCUAUUCGGAACGUUAUUAUCCCGAGAGUUACUAUGACAAUGAUCGUUAUGAAGAUGAAGAAGAGGCACCCAGACCACGUGUACAACAUCACAGACAACCACUUCAAGUGGGUUUCCAUCAGCAACAACAGCCUCAAUAUCAACGAGCACAAUCUGUGCCACAGCAACAACAGGUACGUCAUCAAUCUGUGCAACAGCAACAAAUCUCGCAACCUCAACAGACUACAGUCUAUCGUAAACCAUUGCCAGUAACCACUAUUCAACCUCAAAUUCAACCACAAAUCCAACAAAUACGUAAUCAAGCGCCUCCACCCACUGUAACACCCUCGCCCUAUCGUUUCUUUACCGCUGCACCACAAUUGCAACACUUGCAACAGAACCAACAACAGGUGUAUCGUACACCCGAAGAAAUUAACAUUUCCCUACAACAGAGACGUCCUCAGAUCUUUAUAGCCAGCACAACACCGCGUUACUAUGAGGAUGAGUAUUUGUACGAAAGAAAGUAAACGAAAGUUUCUGUCGCGAUCAAAGUGAAAAGCAGAGGCCUUUUCUUUUGAACCCCUAAAAGUCUACUUUAGUUUUCAUUCUUAACUUAAUAUCCUCAUUUAAACUAUUUUCUACGGAAAUAUUUCAUUUAUUUUUAUUUAAACAUUUUAUUUUGAUUAUUACUUUUUCUAAUGUUUGUAGCACGAAAAAAACAAUACUUUUGCAAUUUUAUUGUAAUUAUAUAUUUAAAUUUAUUAUUUUUUUUUUCAUCGUAUGUUUUAUUUUAUUUUUUUGUUUGCUUUAUGAGAAUAUAUUAACUAUUGAGUAAUAUUCUACUUCUUUUAGAUUUAAUAAGUUUAAUUUAAUUUUUAUUAACAAAAUACUGCGCGAAUAGUCCCAUACAACAAAAAAACGGAAACAUACAUAAAUAAACGAAAAAACUUAUGAGAUUUAUUUUAAAUGUUUUUAAUCUUUAAGUUUUUGAUUCUAGUAGAUUUGAAUUAUUUUAAAAAAAAAUAUAUUAUUAAACAAAAUGAAAAUAAACGUUUUUUAUAUACAAUACUUAAAUGUA